AUUCAAAAUUUCCCUGUUGUAUAUAAGUUGGUUCCGGCUGUUGCCCUUCUUAUUUUCUCGAUGUGGGGUGUAGUGCCACUUGUUCGUCAAGGAAGAAACCAACUAUUCAAUAAGAGUGAUAACAACUGGAAGAAGAGUAGUACGUACCAUGUUAUGACUUCGUAUAUUCAACCUCUGCUGCUGUGGUUAGGAGCCUUAUUCAUCUGCAGAGCGUUAGAUCCUGUUGUCUUACCCACUGAAGCAAGCCAAGUUGUGAAGGACCGGCUUUUGAAUUUCGUGAGAUCAUUGUCAACUGUACUAGCUUUCGCUUACUGCUUGUCGAGUCUUAUCCAACAAACCCAGAAGUUGUUCACAGAGACAAGUGACCCGAAUGAUACAAGAAAUAUGGGAUUCCAAUUUGCGGGGAAAGCCAUUUACUCUGCAGUAUGGGUUGCUGCUAUUUCCCUAUUCAUGGAGUUGUUGGGUUUCUCUACGCAAAAGUGGCUCACUGCUGGAGGUCUUGGGACAGUUCUGAUUACUCUUGCUGGCAGAGAGAUACUCACAAACUUCCUUUCAAGUGUUAUGAUUCAUGCAACUCGACCGUUUGUUGUGAACGAGUGGAUCCAAACCAAGAUUGAAGGUUAUGAAGUUUCUGGUACAGUUGAGCAUGUGGGUUGGUGGUCACCGACCAUCAUAAGGGGUGAAGACCGAGAAGCAGUUCAUAUCCCGAACCACAAGUUCACAGUCAAUGUUGUCAGAAAUCUUACCCAGAAAACUCACUGGCGUAUCAAAACUCACCUAGCCAUCAGCCACUUGGAUGUUAGCAAAAUAAAUAAUAUCGUAGCUGACAUGCGGAAGGUAUUGGCCAAGAACCCUCAAGUUGAGCAGCAGAGGUUGCAUAGACGAGUAUUCCUUGAUAAUGUUGACCCCGAGAACCAGGCCCUCUUGAUACUGAUCUCGUGUUUUGUGAAAACGUCUCACCACGAAGAAUACUUAUGUGUGAAGGAAGCCAUAAUGUUGGAUCUUCUUAGAGUCAUAAGCCACCACCGAGCACGUCUUGCUACACCAAUCCGUACAAUAAGAAAGAUGUAUUCUGACUCUGACUUGGAGAACCCACCCUUCGGAGAUUCGAUAUACAACCAAGGUGGUGUUUCGUCCAGACGGCCAUUGUUACUAAUCGAACCUUCUUACAAAAUCAACGGAGAAGACAGAUCAAAAUCUCAAAACCGGGCAUCAAAAUCUACUGGAGAGCAAGAAAGCAAGAGUUCAAGUUCCAAGACCAAAGAAGCUCUGAUUUCUGAUACCAACAGCAAGGUAACAGAUGAACCGGGAGCGAAACCAGCAACAAAAUCUAUCUCGAAACCAAAUCCGGUAAAAGAUUCAGAGACAUCCGGAGCUGAAAAAGCAAAGAUCAAAAGCAGUUUCGGCACGAAACCCACCAGGAACGAUGAACAACAACGUGAAACUGAGAAAGCAGAUGGGUUGCCGUCGGUGUCAAGAUCAUCAGCUCUCGAGGAGAAUAUCGUGCUUGGGGUUGCGUUAGAAGGCUCAAAGAGAACUCUCCCCAUCGAGGAAGAGAUGCAUUCACAUUCACCUUCUUCUGCCAUUGUAGCAGACGCCAAGGAACUGGCUGGAGCUCGAAGAAAUGGAAAUGGGUCUGCCACAGGUGACAAGGAGAAGAAAGAUGGGCAAGUCCAAGCAAAUACCGACGAGUAGUCUAAUGAAGUUACGGACGUAUUGUACUGAAUCAGAAAAUGCAAUGUAUAUUUCAUUACAGAUGAGAUGAUACAUUGAAACAGUUAAUGCUGCAAUGGCGAUGAUCAGACAGUAUGAAUUAGGUGUCAGGAUAUUGCCCAUACCAGUAUGGGUUUUGGCUUUCA
This is a messenger RNA of Tarenaya hassleriana, 1859 nucleotides long. Its product is annotated as mechanosensitive ion channel protein 2, chloroplastic-like. NCBI's taxonomy places the organism in Eukaryota, Viridiplantae, Streptophyta, Magnoliopsida, Brassicales, Cleomaceae. The transcript has 10 exons. Gene Ontology annotation, biological process: transmembrane transport. Gene Ontology annotation, cellular component: membrane. The coding region runs from base 61 to 1695 and encodes 544 amino acids. The record is from RefSeq and is a predicted model, not a curated record.